Molecule: messenger RNA, 892 nt
Organism: Sardina pilchardus (European sardine)
Lineage: Eukaryota; Metazoa; Chordata; Actinopteri; Clupeiformes; Clupeidae
Product: synaptonemal complex protein 3-like
Exons: 9
Coding region: 216-824 (202 amino acids)
Biological process (GO): meiotic cell cycle; spermatid development
Cellular component (GO): synaptonemal complex
Source: RefSeq, a predicted model, not a curated record
AUUCUCUGGUGAGACUUAACAUUACCAACGUUCAUUUCAAGUUCAACACCACACUGCAAAAAGUGUUUCCUGUUGCCCUACACACCGGUGGCAAUUAACUGAAUAAGUAAGUGGAGAUUGUAUCUGCCGAAAAGAGUUUCUGUGGGAAACCAUUGAGGAUCUCUUGUCUUGACUAUUCUGUCCUGACAUUAUACAAGAAUAAGUAGCAAGCACAGAUGGCUUCAAAGAGACCUCACUUGGAAAAAAAUGAUGACACCACAGCAGCAAGCAAAAGGAGUAGACAGUUGAUGUCAAAUGAAGAUUUUUUGCCAGGGGAGAACUUCAGGACCAUGAUAGAUCAGUUUGGAGCAAAUGUAAACCAAGCCUUCCUGGCUAAGAAGAAACAACUUCAUGCCUUCACCAGUUCUUCACUGAAAACCAGCAACCAGAAGAUGGUGCAAUUGUGGCAGAACCAACAGAGAGAGAGGGGUCAGCUGACAAAAGACUACACCUCCCAGUUCAAUGCUGUGUUUCAGCAGUGGAAGACUGAUGUGCAAAAGUCAAAAGAAAUGGAUGAGAAACUUGUGAACAUGUUCCAGCAUCAGCAGAAUAUGUUUCAGCACAUGAGAGCAGCACAAGGACAGAGACUGAAGACACUGAAGCAUCUUAUGGAUCAGUAUAUACAGAGCCUGCAAGAAGUGGAGAAAACACACAGUGAGGAGCAGGGAGUCCUCCUGACUGAUCUACGCCAGGAGAUGUCAGCCUACCAGAAAAAUAUGCUUAUAGUCACUCAAAAACAGGAGAUGGCAUCUGUACGCAAGUCCUUGCAGUCCAUGCUGAUGUGAUGUCCUUGGGAAACUACUCUAUAUUUAAAUUGAAUUUAGGAAGAUUUAAUGUAUGAUGUAUGUUGUAU